Arctia plantaginis is the source of this 384-nucleotide messenger RNA. The record is from the annotation of a GenBank genome assembly. Lineage: Eukaryota; Metazoa; Arthropoda; Insecta; Lepidoptera; Erebidae.
AUGAUGGACAAACCGAAACGCCCGAUGUCAGCGUACCUGCUGUGGCUAAACAGUGCGCGCGGGCAGAUCAAGGCCGACCACCCGGGGCUGAAAGUGACCGAGGUGGCGAAGAAGGCAGGCGAGCUGUGGCGCGCCAUGGAGGACAAAACCACGUGGGAGCAGCGCGCCGCCGCCGCCAAGGAACAGUACACGCUCGACCUGGAGGCGUUUAACGCUACCGGCGCUGUCGGUGCCGCCCCACCCGCCAAGCGCGCUCAAAAGCGUCAGGGUAAGACGAGGCAGCCCAAAGUAAAGAAGGAACGCGCCACGGUGAAGAAGGAGGAUACAGACGAGGAAGGAGACGAUGACGAGGGUGAGGAUAACGAAGCGGAGGAGAGCGAAUAA